This is a messenger RNA of Chinchilla lanigera (long-tailed chinchilla), 781 nucleotides long. It is a transcript of the gene Spata24, whose product is annotated as spermatogenesis associated 24. The record is from RefSeq and is a predicted model, not a curated record. Bases 144 to 761 code for a protein of 205 amino acids. The transcript has 6 exons. Gene Ontology annotation, cellular component: cytoplasm; nucleus. Gene Ontology annotation, molecular function: DNA binding. Lineage: Eukaryota; Metazoa; Chordata; Mammalia; Rodentia; Chinchillidae.
AAGAGGCGGGCCCUAUUAGUCCUGACAGAGAAAGUCCCCGCCCCCGUUGCCAAGGUGCUCUGUGGCGUCGCAUUCUCAUUGGUGGGUGACGGCGGAGGGGCCCGCAGCCGCGGCCAUUUCCAACAAGCUGGCGGGGGCAAAAGAUGGCGACGCCCGUUGGGUGGUCGCCGGGGGGUUCGGGCUCUGUGUGCCUCGCCUUCGACCAACUGCGGGACGUAAUUGAAUCUCAGGAGGAACUUAUCCACCAGCUGAAGAAUGUGAUGGUUCUCCAGGAUGAAAAUUUUGUCAGUAAAGAAGAAUUUCAGGCUAUGGAAAAGAAGCUGGCGGAAGAGAAGGCUGCCCAUGCCAAGACCAAGCUCCUCCUGGCCAAAGAAGAGGAGAAGUUGCAGUUUGCCCUUGGUGAGGUGGAGGUGCUGUCCAAGCAGCUGGAGAAAGAGAAGUUGGCCUUUGAAAAAGCGCUCUCCAAUGUCAAGAGCAGAGUCCUGCAGGAGUCUAGCAAGAAGGACCAGCUCAUCACCAAGUGCAAUGAAAUUGAGUCUCACAUUACAAAGCAGGAAGAUGUACUUAAUGGCAAAGAGAAUGAGAUUAAGGAGUUACAGCAAGUUAUCAGCCAGCAGAAACAGAUCUUCAGGAAUCAGAUAUCUGACUUCCGGAUUCAGAAGCAGCAGGAGAGCUACAUGGCCCAGGUGCUGGACCGGAAGCACAAGAAAGUCUCUGGGACGCGGCAGCCCCGCAACCACCAGCGCCUCAGGGAAAAAUAAAUGGUUGUAGCUUUCCUAUU